AGAAAAAGAAAAAGAAAAGAAAAGAAAAAGCGUUGAAUUCCCCCCCCCCCCCUCCUCCCCUACAACAGCUCAGAGCCGAUGCAGAGCUAUGCCUCCGAUGGGUCUGCGGAGUCCGUAAUCAUUAUGUCAGGCAACAGGAACAGGAUCCGUCCUCGUACUAGUUCAUUCAGAAGCAACAAUGGAUGGAAUACGGGACCCAAUUCUCGCUGGGAAGGAGACGCAAGUAACUAUGUCGAUGCUCUUGCCGCGCCUUAUUCUUUACCAACGCUGAACAAGAGGAGGAUAUGAUACUCAGGGUACAAAGUUCUUUUCAAUACCCUUGGAAGAGUUUGAUUAAACUCCAAAAAGAUUCGGCAUUUUAUUUGCGGGUUUAAAUAGUCAAUUUGGAAAGUCAAAAUUUACUAGAUAAUUGGACGAUAAUGCCGCAUGACAGCUGCAACAAUCACGGAACAGGAGGGAUUAUAGCCGAAUCUGUCAGGGAGGACUCCGAGUUUGACAUCGUCCUCCCGGCUCCGCCAGAAUCUACCCCAAGUAUCAUUAAUUCCCAGCGAUUGAUACUCCGUGAAGUCCGUGACUCAGAUGCAGAGGGCCUAUUUGCCAUCCGCUCGAGAGAGGAUGCUGUGAGGACACUGAGAUGUGACUUGGCUUCCUGUCUUUUGUUCUAUUUAUUUUGUUCCGCCUUCUUCCUUCUUAAAUGCUUCCGUUCCCCUUCAUCCGGCAAAAGGCAAUCUUCCGCCUGUUUAAUAUAUGGCUGACGUCCUGUGUUAUGUUAGUUGGCCCUUUAUACCUGAUGCAGAUGUCUCCGCCACCAGAAAAUGGAUGGCCCUAAAGACGUUCACCGCCCCACCCUGCGCUGUAGGGCUUAGUUAAAAAUUCGUCAUGCUGCAUGUUGAUAGCCCAGCUGGGCGCAUUAUAGGCACCGUGGGUAUAAGCGAGUUGGUACCCGUGCCAACUCUAGGGUAUCUUACUCACCUAGAGGAGUGGGGUAAGGGAUUGGGACAGAAGCGACCUCUGCAAUGAUCAAUGCAUGGUGGAGCUUGUCGAAGAGAGGGGAAAAUAGGAAAUGAGACAAGCUAUAUGUGGUAUGCAACGAGAAAAACAUGGAGAGCUUUAAGGCGUUGAAAUGCGGGUUUCAGGUUGUCAGGGAGCAGACGAUGGAGGAUAGUGCAGUUUUGAAGAAUUUCGAAUUGGAAAGACCAGAUUGGAGUUUGAGACACUGUAUUUCUGCUUUACUUCCUCUGUUUCCUCUUGUCUGGUAAUUAUUUCUCUGUUUCUGCUUUGAACAGAUAUGUGGCAUGUCCCUCUGGAAAGCCAGUCAGGAUUGCUUUUGCAAAAUGAGUCAAAUUUGUGGCGGGGGAGGUACUGUGCAAGGGUUUCGUCAUUUACAUUCGUCCAGUCUCCCAGGGAGAGGUGAUAUAGCGAAACCUGAAGAAUACAUGGUCAUGUGGGCAUCCAUUUUAUCCACACGUGUAAACAAGGUGUUGUUGCCUGGCUUUCAUAUCAAGAUAUCUGUAAUUGCGUCGUAUCAUAGUUGGUGCCUAGGUGGGAAUGAACCGAAGCUGUAUCGAUAUCUGAUUAGCUUUGAUCAAUAAGAAUGCGUGAUUGUUCCCUUUUUAACCAGAUCUAUGGAUUUAUUUCCCGGAAAAGCAUCCAUGGAUGGUAGCAG
Messenger RNA from Blastomyces gilchristii SLH14081, 1666 nucleotides. RefSeq lists its product as uncharacterized. NCBI's taxonomy places the organism in Eukaryota, Fungi, Ascomycota, Eurotiomycetes, Onygenales, Ajellomycetaceae. The record is from RefSeq and is a predicted model, not a curated record. The transcript has a single exon. The coding region runs from base 420 to 755 and encodes 111 amino acids.